AUGAGCUCCGUCACCACCACCACUCCGCCGCCGUAUCUCCGCCGGCCAAAUACUCACCGCCGCGUUAACCAGCCAUUCUCCGUCGUAUGCUGCGCCGGAGAAUCUCAACAAGACAGCUUAACUCGUCGGAGAAUCCUGACCUCGGUUAUAACAUUCACGACCAUCGGCGGCGCCACGUCAUCAGCAUUGGCACAGGAGAAAUGGGGGACGAGGUCAUUCAUAAAGGAGAAAUAUUUUAUGCCGGGACUAUCGCCGGAGGACGCGGCGGCGCGUAUAAAACAGACGGCGGAAGGAUUAAGAGACAUGAGGGAGAUGUUGGAGCACAUGUCGUGGAGGUACGUUAUAUUCUACAUAAGAUUGAAACAGGCUUAUCUGUCUCAGGAUCUGACCAACGCCAUGAACAUCUUGCCGGAGAAUCGCCGGAAAGAUUACGUUCAUGCGGCAAAUGAGCUUGUCGAAAACAUGAGUGAGCUGGAUUUCUACGUACGGACACCAAAGGUGUACGAGUCGUAUCUGUACUACGAGAAGACAUUGAAAUCGAUAGACAACGUUGUGGAGCUUCUUGCUUAA
This is a messenger RNA of Arabis nemorensis, 570 nucleotides long. The record is from the annotation of a GenBank genome assembly. NCBI's taxonomy places the organism in Eukaryota, Viridiplantae, Streptophyta, Magnoliopsida, Brassicales, Brassicaceae.